UUCGGCAGAAACUUUGAGCAAUUCGUCUGUACGAAUAAGAUAUCAUUUCUUACGUAUCCUUAUUGACUUGCUUCCACAAACCACCAAGCAACCCGAUUCUUCUUACACAUCAGCUGCGAUGGCUACUGUUCGCAAAGUAAACUUUCUCAGCCAUGGCAUCACCGUAGUCGGUGACCUAUACCUACCCUCCCCAAACGCACCAGACCGCAAAAAUGCCGCCCUUAUCGUCGGCCACCCCGGUACAUCUAUCAAGGAACAAGCGUCUGGAUUGUAUGCCAGAAAGCUAGCCGAACAUGGCUUCAUUACUCUCGCGUACGACGCAGCAUUUCAAGGCGAGAGCGGAGGCGAGCCGCGUUACCUAGAAGAUCCGUACCAACAAGUCGAGGACCUUAAGAGCGCCGUAACAUUCCUCUCAACUCUUGACGGCGAUGUUGAUCCCGAAAGGAUUGGAGUCGUUGGGAUCUGCUCCUCAGGAGGCUACGCGGUCUUCGCUUCACAGACUGAUGUGCGUAUGAAGGCCGUGGCGACUGUAGGCGGCGUCUGCUUGGGUGCUAUGCAUCGCAACGGUUUGAAAGACGACUCCGGCAACAUCAACCCGGAAACGCUGCAUCAGCGCCUGAGUUUUGCAGCACAAGAACGCAUCUCAGAAGCCAAGGGAGGAAAGCCUACUACAUUCAGCACGCUGGACGUUUUCGAGGAGGCAAAGUCAUACUAUUCAACUCCCCGCGGGUACCAUCCCAAAUGCAACAAUUUGCAACUUGUGAGGAGCUUCGAAAAGCUGUCUACAUAUGAUUCCUUUGCUUUCAUCGAAUGGAUCUCCCCGCGACCGUUGUUGAUGAUCAUGGGAAGUUUGGCAGACACGGGUAAUGGAGGCCCAGCCGAUACCGGCUGUUACAGCAAAGACGCUAUCGAGAAGGCCAGGGAACCGAAGGAGCUUUUCGUCAUUGAAGGCAAAGAACAUCUCGAUUUGUAUGCUGAUACUGAGGAAAGUGUUCCAAAGCUAGCUGGUUUCAUGGCGAAGGCGCUGUGUACUUAGAGGCCGUUCGAUGUGUGCCAAUACCUGGGUACAUCCAGUUCGCGUUAGCAACAGGGCGCCUUACAUACGGCGAGCUUAUGCGAGAUAGGGUUUCCCAGCUUGGACACAGAUGCAAUCCGACACUCUAGGCAGCAGCC
This is a messenger RNA of Alternaria rosae, 1173 nucleotides long. Its product is annotated as Alpha/Beta hydrolase protein. The record is from RefSeq and is a predicted model, not a curated record. The transcript has a single exon. NCBI's taxonomy places the organism in Eukaryota, Fungi, Ascomycota, Dothideomycetes, Pleosporales, Pleosporaceae. Bases 119 to 1036 code for a protein of 305 amino acids.